AUGGCGUACGCGUUCAUUUUAGCUUUAACUGGACCGGUGAAAAAUACUUUGCACAACAUGGGUAUACUCUCAGAAUCAUUGUCUUGUGCGCAAGAACAGUUAAAAGAAGCGGUAAAGACCGUGGUGGAUUUAGCGAAGCAGCCAUUUUACGCUCUACGAGAUGCAAUAUCGAAAGUUGUAAAGUCAGUGAAAGUAGUCGUAAAGAAGAUAAAGCAAACUCUAAUCGCGAUUAAAAGGAUCGUUCUCAGUAUUCUUAGAGUUAUCAGUUCGGUAUUUCAAUGGCUUGGAAGUAUUAUAAAUAUGUGUAAUAAAAAGUUGGGCACACCUUUCGAGAGGUGUCAAAACGUUUUCGAAGGUGCUGUGGCCGAUUGUAAAGCAAAAUUAGGACCGUAUCUCGGCGUGGUUUGCAAUAUAACUUAUAUAGUCAGUACUCUGUGCUACAUAGUGAAACCAUUGGAUUUUAUUUGCAUGCUUGUCUCUUAUAUAUCCGACACCGUAGUAGGUGUCGUACGAAACAGUAAGUUAUAUUCGAAUGAACUUUAAUCGAUCAUUUCGUAGAUCGAUUCAAUCGAUUGCUUUGUUUGUAGAGAUUAAAAAGUUUACAAUGCACAUGAAAGCGAUGUUCUACGUUAAAGUUAAGUUCUCCCAUUCGUUUCAUUUCGAAACGAAUCAAACAAAAACGAUAAAAGAAGUGACUACGAAUAUUGGUAAGGA
Molecule: messenger RNA, 714 nt
Organism: Apis dorsata (giant honeybee)
Lineage: Eukaryota; Metazoa; Arthropoda; Insecta; Hymenoptera; Apidae
Product: DC-STAMP domain-containing protein 2-like
Exons: 3
Coding region: 1-543 (180 amino acids)
Source: RefSeq, a predicted model, not a curated record